CAAUUCUGCCGGCACAACUUUCCCAAGUUUGCUUUGAUUGAACCUCGUCCACCCAAUUUGACCAGCAGUAUUCUCAUAUAUCAAGACCUAAAAAGCUAUUAUUUGGCGUGCUUAUAAUUCUCAUUCUUGGUCAUUAUACCUAUCUCGGCGACAUGGCUUACUAUGAUCAGGAUAGGCAAAAGAAACGUCGGAUUACGAGGGAAGGGGACUAUGUAGAUACUUCCAAGCCAACUGCUUUCUUCAAACCCUCGGCUGGCAGGGAAUGGACCGUGACUGUGGCUGUACCGGGAAGUGUAUUAUCUACGUGUCGUCGUGAUGAUCAACGGACGGGUGUUGUAUCACAUAUUGCCCGCGCGCUGGCCGUAUUUGGGAUAGACGAGAUUGUCAUCUUUGAUGACUCUCCUAUCGAGUCACGUCCUACAAACAUAGAUCCUUCAGGCUACACCGGCGAUGUUGAUCCGUGUGGUUAUCUUGAUCAUCUCUUACAAUAUUUGGAGAUGCCGCCUUUCAUGCGCCGCACUCUACUCCCCUUGCAUCCCAAUCUCAAAGCCGCCGGCCUCAUGGCGAGCCUCGAUAUCCCUUCUCAUCCUCAUCAUACGGAUUGGCUCCCCUACUGUGAGGGUGUCACUACCUCGGGCACGCCAGCAAACGGGUCUGGUACCCUCGUAGAUGUUGGUCGCAAGACUCCCGUCACCAUCAGUCACGACGUCCCGCCCAAGACCCGUAUUACCCUCCAAAUCGAUGAGAACGACUGGUCAAUUGGCGAACCCGUAGACCCAGCUACUCCUAGAACUGAAGGAGGUUACUAUUGGGGCUACAGUGUACGACGGUGCAAAUCGCUCGCCGCCGUGUUUGAAGAGUGCAGCUACGAUGGAGGAUACGAUCUGAGCAUCGGCACAUCGGAACGCGGCUUGCCGAUACCCGAGGCCUUUCCUGAGAAGAAGAAGAAAGACGUAUCUAACUUCAAUCACCUUCUUGUUGUCUUUGGUGGGCCCCGUGGUCUCGAGUAUGCCGCCGAGAAUGACCCAGCAUUGCAAGAUAUGGGUAUUGCGAGGGGGCGCACCAAGGAGUUAUUCGAUCACUGGGUUAACAUAUUGCCGGCUCAGGGAAGCAGAACAAUCAGGACUGAUGAAGCGCUUUUCAUCGGAUUAUCUGGCUUGCGAAGGAUAUGGGAGAUGCGGUGAGGGAAAAAAUGGACUGAACUGAGAUGGGGGCACGAACAUGGGCACACAUGUGCCUAACCGAGGUUAUGUGAAGCCACUUGUUUUAUUGAACCCAGUAACCUUUGGCCUUCCCUUUGCUGCUAGUCUAUGAAUAUACCAAUCCCGUAGUAGUUGGAAAAAGGCCCAAACCGCACAACUAGCUACUAGCGAGAUGAGGAUGAUCUAAUA
This is a messenger RNA of Xylaria bambusicola, 1391 nucleotides long. Its product is annotated as DUF171-domain-containing protein. The transcript has 3 exons. Lineage: Eukaryota; Fungi; Ascomycota; Sordariomycetes; Xylariales; Xylariaceae. Bases 153 to 1184 code for a protein of 343 amino acids. The record is from RefSeq and is a predicted model, not a curated record.